This is a messenger RNA of Electrophorus electricus (electric eel), 1587 nucleotides long. The record is from RefSeq and is a predicted model, not a curated record. NCBI's taxonomy places the organism in Eukaryota, Metazoa, Chordata, Actinopteri, Gymnotiformes, Gymnotidae.
CAGGAGUCUGACUCACACCUGAUACUGAACCUGCCUGCCCCAGAAUAAAGGCAGAGAGGAGCGAUGGAUGAACGGAGGAUUGUGCUUCUUGGGAAAACAGGUGAUGGAAAAAGCAGCGCUGGAAAUCUGAUCCUGGGUGAAAAAGUAUUUGGUACUGAAUGUUCAAAUACAAAAUCCAUUAAUGAGAAGUUAAUAACAGUCAUUGACACGCCAGGGUUUUUUGACACUAGUCUCACUUCAGAGGAACUAAACUCUGAAAUAUUACGAUGUGUUACUGAGUGUGCACCAGGCCCACAUGCAUUUGUGAUUGUGCUCAAAGUUGGAAGAUACACAAAGCAUGAGAUCGAAACUGUGAAAAAAAUAACUGAAUCAUUUGGAGAGGAUGCACUAAGAUAUGGAGUGGUGCUCUUCACCUUUGGUGAUCAACUCACUGAGGGCCAGACUAUUGAAGACUUUGUGAAGGAGAGUAGAGUGUUACAGCAGCUUGUGAAUAAAUGUGGAGGUCGUGUUCAUGUCAUUGAUAAUAAAUACUGGAAUGAGCAACAGGAUGAGCACAGGAGCAACAGGGUUCAGGUGGAGAAGCUACUGAACACCAUAGAGGAGAUGGUGAGGGAGAAUAGAGGAGAGUGUUACACCAAUGAGAUGCUACAGCUAGUAGAUAAAGUUAUAGAUGCAGAGUGUAAGGCUUCAUGUGAGGAAGGUAAAGAGGAUUCAGAUAUUAAAAUAGUGAGAGAACAAGCAAAGCCGAGAGUUCAUAGCAACCUGUUAGCAAAGUUAGUGGGGACGGGAACAGGAGCAUUGACAGGUGCUUUCCUUGGCCUUCAGGCUGGAGCCUUAAUUUCAGAAAGCUCUUUAAGAUACAAACUAUUUUUACUUGGAACAAGUGUAGCUGAAGCAAUUGCAGAGGGAUUAGUGGUAAUCAAGGAGCAGAUGUGGCAGAGAUUGUGGAUGAUGCAAUGAAAAUGGCAUAUAAAGAAAGAGUUGAAGGUGUUUCUUUAUAUAAGAUUUUUGGCCACUAAGUGUAUCAAUACAAAUUAUAUGAUUGCAAUUAUUUACAAAAUACUGUUCAAUAGUAAACGUAAGGCCUUAUCAAGUGCCUUCAAAUCUAUCCAAGUUAUUCAAAACACAUAUAUCCACAUUUCAAGUCAAGAGAAUACUUGUUUUGAAUCGUAUGUUUCAAGUGACUAUUGUUUCCGGUUAGGAUUAGAGUUAAAGUUAGGCUCAGGGUCAGGAUCAGAGAUUCUGAAAUAUUUUAACUUGAAAUGGGUCAAAUAUGAGCCAAAUAUAAGAGGAGAGUUAAUGUGUUAACAGAAUAUCAAACUGGGGAACAUAGGACCCUGGAAACAUGUGACUCUGGGACCAUACGUAUGGACCCAGGGGGACGUGGGCAUAUUCUUAUGGUGGCAUGGCAUGACAGUACUAAUGAUUCUAUGGAAAAUUAUUGACAGAAAAUGAGCAAUCUCUGGAACAGAAACCAAAAGAAUACAUUUCUAAAUUCAUGCGUGCACCAUGUAUCGGUUUUACCAAGAACAUGGUUUGAUUUCACUGUGAGUUAUACUGUGUAUGACUAUGUAUGUGACAAAUAAA